Messenger RNA from Juglans regia (Persian walnut), 1997 nucleotides. RefSeq lists its product as uncharacterized. The record is from RefSeq and is a predicted model, not a curated record. NCBI's taxonomy places the organism in Eukaryota, Viridiplantae, Streptophyta, Magnoliopsida, Fagales, Juglandaceae. The transcript is spliced from 5 exons. The coding region runs from base 207 to 1871 and encodes 554 amino acids.
GAGUUUAGUUGGUGCAGAUCAUUUAACUCACUCUGCAUCUUUAUGUUGUUUAUCCUUUUAACUUUUUCGUGGUAGCAGAGAGAAACGAAGGAAACGAUCAACUGGAUCAGGAAUUUGACCCAAAAUCGAACUCACUCAGCAUUUUUAUGCUGUUUAUCCUUUCAGCUUUUUGGUGAUAGCAGCGCCGAUUCAGAAUUUAACCCAAAAUGCCUGCUGGUGGAGCUCAUCAUGCUCUCUCCAUUGACAAAAGAUUGGCCAGCCUCGGUAGUACUUCAAUUGAUCAAGAGUGUUGUGUAUCUAAAGUGCACCGCCUUUUACGCCAGAUAAAUCACGCGGCAUAUGAACCUGAUCUGCUUGCCAUCGGUCCCUAUCACCGUGGAAAGGAUCACCUUAGUUUUAUGGAAAAACACAAAUUGAGAUUUCUCCAACGAAUGCUUGAAAGAACGAAUGAGAACAGUGCAGAAAGAUACAUCACAGCCAUGAUAGAAAAGGAAGAAAGAGCUCGUAGAUUCUAUGCAGAUCAAUUCCCUGAAUUAUCCAAAGAUGAGUUUGUAGAAAUGAUGCUACUUGAUGGGUGUUUCAUCAUUGAGUUGUUCCGCAUCCAGCGUGACGCAGUCUUCCAAUACAUUGAAAAGGAUCCAAACUUCCAUUCCGUUAAAAAUGAACCAAUCUUCCAAACAGCUUUGAUCCUUAAUGGCAUAACGCGUGAUCUACUGUUAUUUGAAAAUCAACUACCAUUCUUCAUUCUUACUGAAUUGUUCGAGAUGAGUGAGAGUUGCAACCAACAAUAUGAUUAUGCUCAUUGUGAGAGCACAACCUCUGCAAAUCAGAGCGAGAAGAACCAGACUGUACUACUUGGCAGCCAAUCUAGAAAACCUAGCAAACACGUCAUUGAUUCUGACCAAAAACAUGAAAUUACUAUUGAUGAAAGCUCAAUCUUCAAGGAUGUGAAUGAGAGGGUCCCGACUCGACUUCUUGAUGGUGCCCUAGCUUUCUUUAGUUUCACUUUGGCAUUAUCAUGUGAAAUUAAUGUCAAUGGAUCAAGUUAUGCUUCAACUGCUGACAUUAAGCAUCUACUUGGUCUGAUACAUAAAUCUAUGAGUCCUCCACCUAAAGAGCCAGGAAUACCUUAUAACAAAAGGUCUCAUAGGGGAAUGUUCAAAUUCAAAGAGACACAUAAAUCAAAGGAUCUAGUUGGUCCAAAUGAGAAUGAAGACUGGAAGUCAAUACCUUAUGCCACAGACCUUCAAGAUGCUGGAGUCAAAUUCAAGGAAGCAGAGGAAUUUAAGAAUACGCUAUUUGGUGAUCAGCUAAAGAUGGAAGAGUGGAAGUCAAUAUUAACAAAUGUCAUAGAGCUUCAAAAGGCUGGAGUCAAAUUCAAGAAGGCAGAAACAGAUCGAACUCAGUCUGCAUUGUUAUGCUGUUUAUCCUUUCAGCUUUUUGGUGAUAGCAGCGCCGAUUCAGAAUUUAACCCAAAAUGCCUGCUGGUGAAGCUCAUCAUGCUCUCUCCAUUGACGAAAGAUUGGCCAAGCCUCAGUAGUACUCCAAUUGAUCAAGAGUGUUGUGUAUUUAAAGUGCACCGCAGUUUACGCCAGAUAAAUCCCGUGGCAUAUGAACCUGAUCUGCUUGCCAUCGGUCCUUAUCACCGUGGAAAGGAUCACCUUAGUUUUAUGGAAAAGCACAAAUUGAUAUUUCUCCAACGAAUGCUUAAAAGAAGGAAUGAGAACAGCGCAAAAAGAUACAUCACAGCCAUGAUAGAAAAUGAAGAAAGAGCUCGUAGAUUCUAUGCAGAUCAGUUCCCUGAAUUAUCCAAAGUUGAGUUUGUAGAAAUGAUGGGUGUUUCAUCAUUGAUCGAUAUAUUAUUAUUUUAAUGCAAAAACUGUUCCGCAUCCAGCGUGACGCACUCUUUGAAAAUGAUCCAACCUCCCAAUCCGUUAAAAAUGAACCAAUCUUCCAAAUCUUCCAAACAGAUUGUGUUGGUAUUUUUAACAAAUAAU